UUUCCUAAGGGCGCUGCUGUGCGGCCUAGACGCGAGCGCGCAUCCUCGGCCUGCGUUAGCGGAGCAGGCCAUGGGCGAAGCCGAGAACUCGGCCGGGACUGCGGCGGAGGGGAAGCCGCCUUGCCCCGCCGUGGGGACUGCGACGGAGGAGGAAGCCGCGGCGUCCACCACGGCCUUGACGACCUCCUCCUCGUCCUCUUCCAUGGCGACUGCGCUUCCCCCGCCUCUGCCGCCUCUCCCCGCGCCGCCCGUGGUCUGGAGCCCCGAGGUGGAGGUCUGCCUCUUCCACGCCAUGCUGGGACACAAGCCCGUCGGUGUGAAUCGCCAUUUUCACAUGAUCUGUAUCCGAGAUAAGUUCAGUCAAAAUAUUGGGAGGCAGAUUUCUUCCAAAGUCAUCUGGGACCACUUGAGUACCAUGUAUGACAUGCAAGCGCUGCAUGAGUCUGAGAUUCUUCCCUUUCCCAACUCAGAAAAAAACUUCAUUCUCCCUGAAGAAAUUAUCCAAGAGGUAAAAGAAGGAAAAGUAAUGAAUGAAGACGAGAUCAAAGAAGAAAUAAAAGAAGAGAUGGAAUCGCAUGCAGGUCCUGAAGAAGUCUAUGCAUCCCUGGGAAGCCUAGCCAAACCAGCUGAAAAGCCAAGCAGCAAGGAGAAGGAGAGGAGCUCCUCCGAGUCGGGAUCCAAAGAAGGAGGGGAUAAAAGGAAGCGGAACAGAGCCACCGAGAAGGUCUUAAAUGCAAACAGCAAUCCUUCCAGUCCAAGUGCUGCAAAACGGCGCCGGACAUAGAAGCAGCAAGCGGAAGAAGCCCAACAUGCAUUUGAACAGCAGAGCCUAGGAAGCAAAAGGUUUUGGGACAUCUAGUUUGCUAGAACAAAGGGGGAAAUGACUAGUAAGGGAGCAGGACAUAUGGGCAAACAUGAGCUUGGUUGUCUCUCUUCAAAACAGAUAGUUUCCUGAUCAGCAGAAAUAAGUGAAAUUUUUAGGAUGAGGGGAAAGCUGUCUGCUUUACAAAUGUUAAGUUGACUAAGCAGAUCUGGUGGCAGGAAAUUUUAUUAACCCACCACUUCAUGCUGUGUUCAGCUCAAUUCUUAGAAUGAGCAUUUUAUGGGGAAAAGGGAAACAUGGAUCUAAAGUGGCUGAUUUCAGCUUUCAGUCUUUUUUAUGUCAUGAAGUGGAGAUGCUAAUUUUGAUGACUGCAGUUUGAUUAUAGCCAUCAGUGUCCGUCUAUCAGCAAAACAUAGUCGUUUCUACUUUUUCCUACUUACCCAUAAACCAAUUUGCUAUACCAAA
Anolis sagrei ordinatus is the source of this 1288-nucleotide messenger RNA. RefSeq names its product MRG domain binding protein (gene MRGBP). The record is from RefSeq and is a predicted model, not a curated record. NCBI's taxonomy places the organism in Eukaryota, Metazoa, Chordata, Lepidosauria, Squamata, Anolidae. Gene Ontology annotation, biological process: regulation of transcription by RNA polymerase II. Gene Ontology annotation, cellular component: NuA4 histone acetyltransferase complex; nucleus.